CGGUUUUGCAAUUUAGUUGGUACGGACAUUGAGAAAAAUUUGCGGCGAGCGUUCGUCUGAUGAGCAGGUUGGUUGGCGAUUUUGAGCUUUAAGGGGUUAGGGAUAAGAUUACAGGUGUUCGUUGGGUAGGUUUUGGUUUGGAGCGGAGCGCGUGCGCGCGGUGAGGCGCGGCGGGCGAGUUGCGAUCGCCGCAGUCACGAGUGUCGCCGCGUUGCGAUUAGCCCGCGUCGUGUACAACCGGGCCCCCCGCUCCCCGCGUGUCAAAACUAAUUGAUUCCCAUCACUAACGCCAACCGAGCAACUUGGAGUACUUGUAUGACGUUGCCAAGUGGCCCGAACUUCCGUACGAGUUGUGGUUAUGCGUUAUGACAACUUUUCAGUGUCGUGACUAGCUGGCAGGUUGGAAGUUUUCUUUCCGCCGAGUUCGUGUUACUGAUUCGCGGAUGCGAGCGUGAGUUGAUCAAAAUGGGCUGCGCACUGAGCGGAGCCAAAUCAGCUUUAUGGAUAUCACUUCUGCAUGGGUUCCUCUUCAUCAUAGCUGGUUCCGGUACAGAAGCGCCACUGGACGACUCCACGGCGGACGUUUCAUCGCGACGCUUUCGAGCCGAGUUCCUCCAAGAGUGGCAAGGUUCGACAGACGCCCCAUACUUCGACCCGAGCACUCCGAGGAAUAUCACAGGCUUGGUGGGACAUCCAGUCAGGCUGCUGUGCAGAGUGAAGAAUCUACAAAAUAGAACGGUGUCUUGGGUGCGUCAUCGGGACAUACACCUUUUGACGGUGGGCCGCUACACGUACACAUCGGACCAGAGGUUCGAGGCGCAGCACAAGCCACGCUCCGAGGAGUGGGCGCUGCGCAUCCGCAGCCCGCAGCGUCGCGAUUCGGGCCAGUACGAGUGCCAGAUAUCCACCACUCCGCCUGUGGGGCACGCUGUGUUUCUCAAUAUAGUUGAACCAGAGACAACUAUAUCCAGUGGAUCGGAGUUGUUCAUCCAAGCAGGAUCUACAAUCAACCUUACAUGUACUGUACGACAUACUCCAGAACCGCCGUCUUCCAUCACUUGGACUCAUGGUGAACAAGUGAUAAACUUUGACUCAGCUAGGGGUGGAAUCUCUUUAGUAACCGAAAAAGGUUUGAAGAGCACAAGUAGACUUUUGAUUCAAAGAGCUAGAGGCGCAGACGCUGGACUAUAUACUUGUGGUCCUAACAACGCUCCUCCAGCAUCAACCAGAGUUCACGUUUUGUCUGGUGAACAUCCAGCAGCUAUGCAACAGGGAUGUGCAAAAUCAUCAUUAGAUAGAAUGUUAUCGAUAUCUUACUGUAUUUUGUCAUUAUUCUUGUUAAGGAAACCUUCGUUCAAUUUCCAGUUCGGUACUUGAAUUUACGAUUGACUUUAUAGUUGAUGUAACAUUUUCUAAUACCAUAACUUAGAAAGAUAGUUAGAAUAGUAAAUUCAUGGAAAUCUGAUACAGAUUUAAAGGGAAACAGCGAUUAAGACUAACUGUUCUAUUUCAUCAAAGUACUCGUACCUACUUGUAUCUGUUGCUGUAAAGCCAUCGUUAUUUUACUUCAAUCGAUCAGGCCCUUAAGAAUUUACAAUUGAAAAUUCUUCUGUGGAGCAAAGCAUAACAUAGGAUCUACAAACUUAACACAGUGUUUUCUUCACACACAUGACAGCCUUGUCUGACCAUCAUAUUAUGUUGCUUUUCUACAAAAUUAAGAGGAUGUGAAAAUGUUUUUAAAAGUUACGUAAAUAAAUACAAUUACAAAAUUUUAUCAUACGCACAUAAAAAUAGGGAUCAAACACAGUUUCGGUGAGUUUUUAUUUUAUAUUUUGAAGGAACUUUAAUUUGGAAUUAAAUGCAGAAGAAAAAAAAAUGUCAGGUAUGGUUGGUUAUAUUAAUGAAUAAUACGAACAAAACGUUUGUAAUUAAUAUUUGAUUUUGAGGAUAUAUUAAAGAAUUCCAUUUGAAAUUACGUUGAUUAUACUUACUUAUUAAGAUUUGUUACGGGUUCUGUGACAUUGUAGUUAUGCUCGAAAACAUGAAAAAAAUUGUAGCAAACAUGGCAAGAUGAGAAAAAUUAUCUAAUAUACUAAAUUAUAAUAUUCGGCAUAUUUCCUUCACUAGAAUUGUAGAUUUUCUUUUAUGUUAUUUGAUACAUCAACUUUGUAAAUUGUAUGUUUUAUGUAUUUCAAGAGAAAAGUAAAAGUAAGCUAGUGAGUGGAUUACAGUAAAUCUUUAUUAAUGACUAUGUAAAUAUUUCCAAUAUAUGUUUUGUAAAUAAAAAUAUAAAUAAGUAUAGAUAAAAUCUAUCCAUUAUAAAAUAAUGAAAUUGAGUUUAUUAUUUUUGUUAAAUAUCUCAAUUCAGCAAUUAAUUGUUAUCGAAGUGAUAUUUUAAUAUAACAAAUUUAAGAAUUUAAGUGAACGCCGAAACACCUGUAAAUAAGUUCAAAGUUAUUUAGACACAUAAUAUUUAUAUUAAAUGUCCCAUGAUAUAUAGUACUUUAGAUAUACGAGUAGACUAUUUAUUAAAUAUUAGACAUUCUAAUAUUGUUUAGAAAAACGGUUGUUGUUUUUUCAUUUCAGUUGUAUAAAGGUAACACAUUUUUAUCAAUAAAAAUUCUAUUCUAUAAAAAUGAUAUUAAAAAUCUAAGAGUCCAAAAGAAAAUUAUGUUAAAUUUUAAUAAUAAGAAACUUUAUCAGAAAGUUACAAAUAAUGUACAUAAUAUCAAC
Molecule: messenger RNA, 2733 nt
Organism: Chilo suppressalis (striped riceborer)
Lineage: Eukaryota; Metazoa; Arthropoda; Insecta; Lepidoptera; Crambidae
Source: the annotation of a GenBank genome assembly